This is a messenger RNA of Clonostachys rhizophaga, 690 nucleotides long. Lineage: Eukaryota; Fungi; Ascomycota; Sordariomycetes; Hypocreales; Bionectriaceae. The record is from the annotation of a GenBank genome assembly.
AUGAGCGCAAUUUCAGAAGACAAGACCAUGGAGAUGGGUCUUCUCUUGGAUGCCGAGCACAACAGAAACAGCCCCGAAAGAAUCUACAUCACCAAGCUGCGAUUCCGAAUCGUGACCGGAGUCCUCUGCCUCAUCCUGCUUGGCCUCAACGUUAUUUCUAUGAAGGAAUGGGGCCGUGUUGGCAUCGUCUACUUUGCACCUCCCGUUGCUCUCAGUCUUCUCUGGGGACUUGUCGAAGGUGUCUCCGUCUACACCCGACCUGGACGCCGGGGCAUCAACCCAGGCCUCACCGUCACCGUUGACGGCAUCCUGAUGAUUUGCUACCAUGCUGCAGCAACCACUUACGGCCUCAAGCACGGCGGAUGGGACCAGUUCUAUGCUGAGAGCUUCCCUGACUACGCAUACUGCAUGGCCCAGUAUGUUGAUAACAUGAUUCUCGCACUCUCGUCUCUCCAGAUCUUCUUCCACGUCGUCAUGUUUGUGAUUGGCUGCUUUGAGAUCACCGAGAACAAGCGCAAGAUUGCUAGAAGCUACAUCGACACGACCCGAGGCGACUUCAUGAACACCGGCAGCUACUGCCGGUACUCGGACCAGAAGUCCCACGUACGAGCGCGCUCCGUCGACUCGACCUACUCCGAUGAUGAUGACUGCAAGUCAAUUGCUUCGAGCAUCAACGAGAAGGACUUGUAA